AUGUGUGAGGUGAUUGAGAGGUGGAAGCAGUACUAUGACGAGUACCUCAACGGUGGAGCAGCAGAAAACGAAGGUGGCACGGCAACAGACCCUGCUCUGCAAGAAGUUGAGGAGGAGAUCGGUCGGCUGAAGAACAACAAAGCAACUGGUAUAGAUCAACUACCAAAGGCGAAACGGAACCUGAAGCGCCCAGCAGCCUCAACGGAUCACUACGAUGACGAUCGGAAACGCUCGUCGGGAUCGGACCGACUAUUCGAGGCACCUCCACCACCAUCUAUUUCCACUUCGGUUCGCGGUUCCUAUUCGGCUGUUGAAAAGAAACGCCUGGAUGACUACCCGCCAUCGAAACGGGAAGACUACAAGUCCCGUGACGAAUUCAAAUCACGCUCGGGCCCGGUGGAUGACUACCGACGGGACAGUUUCAAGCGCAACGGCGGAGGUGGCGUAAUGGACGACUACAGCAAGCGGGAUUUGGAUCGCCCGUCGAUGCCUUCGAUGGAGAGUCGCUAUACGGAUUCCCGGAAGCGAACUGACUAUCGUGGAAGCGGUGGUCCACGGGAUGAUCGCGAUCGCAAUGGAUCGGCACCAAAGUCCCGUUAUAUGGAUCCGAUGGAUCAACGCUACCCUGAUCGGUCCGGUAGCAGUGGUGGCGGUGGCGGUAGCAGCAGCGGACCAUGGAAUGCUGGACCACCGCAGAUGAGUAUGGCACCGGCUGGUAUGGGAAACGAUGGCUGGCGAAUGGAUAACGGACAGGAUCGGUACGAUCGUACCUAUAACGAGAGGAAAGCCCCGCAAAUGAGCGCCAGCCCCUUCAUGGAUCCAUCGAGGCAGAGUCAAUUCAUGGGAGGUGGCAGCAGCGGUGGACGACCACAAGACCGAUAUGGAGCCCCUGUGUCCGGACGGUUCGAUAAUGGACGAUACUAAGUAGGAAAAGGUACACUGGUUUGUGGUGUACGUUGGAAUUCCUAACGCCCUGCUGUGUGGUUAAAACUAGAUUUACAUUAUUCACGUAUGAAUGACAACUUUAAACAUAGUUCAACAUUAGGCUAAUGUAUGGCAAGAACUAGUUCGCGCCCCACCUCGU
This is a messenger RNA of Ochlerotatus camptorhynchus, 1084 nucleotides long. RefSeq lists its product as uncharacterized. Lineage: Eukaryota; Metazoa; Arthropoda; Insecta; Diptera; Culicidae. The coding region runs from base 1 to 924 and encodes 307 amino acids. The transcript is spliced from 4 exons. The record is from RefSeq and is a predicted model, not a curated record.